Melampsora larici-populina 98AG31 is the source of this 2997-nucleotide messenger RNA. RefSeq lists its product as uncharacterized. Lineage: Eukaryota; Fungi; Basidiomycota; Pucciniomycetes; Pucciniales; Melampsoraceae. Bases 62 to 2677 code for a protein of 871 amino acids. The transcript is spliced from 12 exons. Gene Ontology annotation, biological process: deoxyribonucleotide biosynthetic process; DNA replication. Gene Ontology annotation, molecular function: ATP binding; ribonucleoside-diphosphate reductase activity, thioredoxin disulfide as acceptor. The record is from RefSeq and is a predicted model, not a curated record. Gene Ontology annotation, cellular component: ribonucleoside-diphosphate reductase complex.
CCUUGACUUAGACCUCUUGCAAACCUGUAAACCACAGCUCUCAGAUAUCUAGAUAACCGCGAUGGCCUUUGUUUACAAACGUGAUGGACGCCGAGAGCGAGUCGCUUUUGACAAGAUUACCGCUCGGAUAAAUAAACUUUGCUAUGGUCUUGACAAUGUGCAUGUUGAACCGAUUGAAAUUACUAAGAAAGUUAUCAACGGCGUUUUCAAUGGUGUUACAACAGUCGAAUUGGAUAACUUGGCAGCUGAGACAGCUGCUUAUAUGACCACGCGACAUCCUGAUUACGCUGUGCUUGCUGCGCGGAUCGCUAUCAGCAAUCUUCACAAAGAGACCAAAAAACUUUUUAGCCAGGUCAUCGAAGAUCUUUACAGAUAUGUCAACCCGAAGAACGGUCGUCCAUCACCUAUGAUCUCAGAUGAAACAUACGAAGCCGUCCAGGCAAAUGCGGAAGCUUUGAACAGCGCAGUCAUCUAUGACCGUGACUUCAACUACAACUACUUUGGCUUCAAGACGCUAGAGCGAUCCUACCUCCUGCGUAUCGACAAUAAAGUUGCUGAAAGGCCACAACACAUGCUCAUGCGCGUCGCAGUAGGAAUUCAUGGGACUGAUGUUGAUCGAGCCAUCAGGACUUACAAUUUGAUGUCAGAAAAGUAUUUCACACACGCAUCACCUACCCUUUUCAACUCUGGAACUCCCCAUCCCCAACUCUCGUCCUGCUUUUUGGUCAGCAUGAAGUCGGACUCAAUUGAUGGUAUCUAUGACACUCUCAAGACUUGCGCUAUGAUCUCCAAGACGGCUGGUGGAAUCGGUCUUAAUAUCCAUGAUAUCCGGGCCACUGGUAGUUACAUUGCUGGUACCAACGGGUACUCAAAUGGGAUAGUGCCUAUGCUGCGUGUCUUCAACAAUACGGCCAGAUACGUUGAUCAAGGUGGGAACAAAAGACCAGGUGCUUUUGCGAUUUACAUUGAGCCAUGGCACGCAGAUGUAUUUGAUUGGCUCGAUCUACGUAAAAAUCACGGAAAGGAAGAAAGCAGAGCUCGUGACCUUUUCUACGCGCUAUGGAUUCCAGAUUUAUUUAUGCAGCGAGUGGAAGACAACGGCGAUUGGCCCCUCUUCUGCCCGGCCGAGGCGCCCGGUCUUUCCGACGUUUAUGGAGAGGCGUUUGAAAAGUUAUUUGAUCAAUAUGAAAAAGAAGGCCGUGCCAAGAAAACAGUGAAAGCCCAAAAACUUUGGUACGCUAUCUUGGAAGCUCAAACUGAGACAGGAAACCCCUUUAUGUUGUACAAAGAUGCCGCGAACCGCAAAUCGAAUCAAAAGAACCUUGGUACCAUCAAGUCAUCGAACCUAUGUACUGAGAUCAUCGAGUAUUCAGCCCCAGAUGAGGUGGCGGUUUGUAACCUGGCCUCGAUCGCGCUGCCGACGUAUAUCACCGACGGAGUCUAUGAUUUCCAAAAGUUACAUGAGGUGACGAAGGAAGUCACGUGGAACUUGAAUCGUAUAAUUGAUGUGAACUACUACCCCGUCCCAGAAGCUAAAAAGUCCAACAUGAGACAUCGACCCAUUGGAAUCGGAGUCAACGGAUUGGCAGAUGCCUUCCAGAUCUUAAAGCUUCCAUUCGAUUCCCCGGAAGCCAAAAAAUUGAAUGCGCAGAUCUUCGAGACACUCUAUCACGCAGCGCUCGAAGCCUCGAACGAGCUUGCCGUGGCGGAAGGCGCAUACGAGACAUUCCCCGGGUCGCCCGCUAGUCUAGGAGAACUCCAAUACGAUAUGUGGGGCGUCACACCCUCCGACCUGUGGAAAUGGGACGAUCUGAAAGAAAGGAUAAAGGCUACCGGCUUGAGGAACUCACUUUUGCUUGCGCCAAUGCCUACUGCUUCGACCAGUCAGAUCAUGGGCUUCAACGAAUGUUUUGAGCCGUACACCUCUAACAUUUACACGCGACGGGUCCUGGCGGGCGAGUUUCAAAUUGUCAAUCCUUGGCUGCUCAAAGAGCUCGUGGAGAUGGGUUUAUGGAACGAUGAAAUGAAGAACCGAAUCAUAGCCCAUCAGGGAUCUAUUCAAAACAUCCCUGAUAUUCCCACCAAGAUGAAAGCAGUGUACAAGACCGUUUGGGAGAUUAGUCAAAAGGUGAUCAUUGAUCUAGCUGCCGAUCGUGGAGCUUUCAUUGAUCAAUCGCAAUCACUCAAUAUUCACUUGCAAGCUCCGACAUUUGGCCAACUGACAUCUAUGCACUUCUAUGCAUGGAAGAAGGGUUUGAAGACCGGGAUGUACUAUCUUCGUACCCGAGCUGCGGCCAACGCCAUUCAGUUUACGGUAGACAAAAAACUACAAGAUGAAGCCAAAGCAGCAAACAAGGCUGCUACCGCUACUACAAGCUCACUCAAAGCUCUUCUUGCACCUACAAAGUCAUUAUCGUCGCCGAUGAAUGACAUCACAAAUGCGACAGCUGUAGCUAGCAAAUUAACUCGAAAGGUCUCUGGAGUUGCACCCUCUACCUCAUCUUCAUAUAUAUCAACAGGUUCUCAGGUAACAGUCGAAGCGCCUACUUCCAAAGCACCAGAACGUGAAUUGACCUUUGAAGAAGCAAAGAAACGGGCUGAAGAACGCGAACUCGAACAAGCGGCAUUGAUGUGUUCACUAGAAAACCCAGGAGCCUGUACGAUGUGUAGUGGAUAAAAGAUUCCAUAAAAGCAUCUUGGGCCCCUUGUUUUCCUUUGUUCUUCUAUUUCUUGAUUUUGUUGGUUUAUACAUGCACUGGUGUGGAGAGAUUUUUUGUCUUGUUUUUGUUGGAGGAGUGGGGUUUUUUUGUAAAUGGUUGACUAUGAAUGGGUAUUGAAGAAAAAGAAAUUAAACACCUGUCAAUAAAAUUAAACCCUAAUUAUGUAAAAAUGUCUCUUUGAUUUUGUUUUUGUCUAUAAUGGGUUUGUUUGUUUAGUCUAUUUAUGGUCAUUGGUAGAAUUGAAAUGAAAGAGGACUGCUUUGGGAGUAUGAAGUGG